Musca domestica (house fly) is the source of this 1705-nucleotide messenger RNA. It is a transcript of the gene wcd, whose product is annotated as U3 small nucleolar RNA-associated protein 18 homolog. Gene Ontology annotation, biological process: rRNA processing. Gene Ontology annotation, molecular function: protein binding. The record is from RefSeq and is a predicted model, not a curated record. Gene Ontology annotation, cellular component: small-subunit processome; Pwp2p-containing subcomplex of 90S preribosome. The transcript has a single exon. The coding region runs from base 105 to 1643 and encodes 512 amino acids. NCBI's taxonomy places the organism in Eukaryota, Metazoa, Arthropoda, Insecta, Diptera, Muscidae.
CAACAUUCAAUUUGUAAACAUUGACUGCACGUGUAAUUUCAUUGGAGGAGCAUCUCUUUCCAAUUUCUUCAAAUUAAUUAAUUUUUUACUAAAAAUCUUUAAAAAUGAGUGAUGAUGAGCUCAGCGACGAUAUGCAAGAGUUGAAUGAACUCAUUGCCGAGUAUCGUGAAAAAGAAGAGGCUGAAAAUGGCGACAAAGCUAACGAACAAAACGAGGAGUCAGAGCAAAACAAUGCAAAUGAAGCGGUGAAAAAACAAAAGAAUGUGGACACUUCUGGUCCCAUUGAGGUACCCAUGGACAAAGUUUUGUUUGGUGAUAAAGAUAAGUUAUUGAAAAACCUUAAAAGGGCAGUGGGCCAGAAGGCCAAGACGGGUGAUGAUGAAGAAGAAAAGGAGGGUUCCAAGAAAAAGCGGAAACCUGUAUGGGUUGAUGAAGAUGAUGAAGUUAUUCAACUGGGUGAUGUCAAAAAGGAAAAUAAACGUACUGGCCCUUUGGAUCAUUUGAAAUUGGACAAGUCAUACAAAGAACAUUUGACUGCCCGCUUUACUCGUAUUGUGAAUCAGCCGAAAUGGGCAAAUUUGGAUGAAAAGGAUAAGGCCAAACGUUCAGAUGAUGAGGGUGAUGAUGGUGACUUACUGAGGACUGUUGGUUUUCUUAGUAAACCAGCAGAAGGUAUUUUGCUGGAAAAACAUAUUAGUGCCAAAAGGAUGAAGGAUGUUAAUCGAGCAACUUAUGCAGAGGGAAAUAUCAAUAGCAUACAAUUUCACCCUAGCAGCACAGCAGCUUUGGUUGCGGGCGACAAGGGUAUUGCUUCCAUUUAUGCCAUCGAUGGCACACAAAAUGAUAAGCUCCAUAAUAUACACAUCCCCAAUUUUCCCAUUAAAUGUGCGCGUCUCCUUCCUUGCGGAACAAAGGCAGUAUUUGGUUCUAAUGCCAAAUAUGCCUAUUUGUAUGAUCUAAUGACUGCCAAGGAGACACGUUACAAUUUGCGUAAGGACAGUGGGAACCUGAGUAAUUUUACGAUAUCGCCCUGUGGUCGCUAUAUGGUAUCGGCUGGACUUUGUGGUGAAAUCCACAUACAGGAAGCAAAAACAUUUGAAAUUAUUGCCUCGCUCAAACAAAAUGACAAGGUGGCUACCAUUUGUUUUACCAAUGAUUCCCUGAGGCUAGUGGUAAGCGGUAACUCAGCCAAUGUAUGUGUGUUUUCGAUGCGCCAGCAACGUUUGGAACAUCGAUUCAUUGAUGAUGGUUGCAUUGCUGGCAAGGCAAUGGAUUUGUCACCCAAUCAACGUCUAUUGGCAACUGGCAGCAUGGAGGGUGUUGUUAAUGUUUAUGAUUUUGAAAAUAUUAUGCAGACUCAAACGCCGCUGCCAAUUAAAAGCUUCCUUAAUCUAAGAACGGCCAUCAGUAGUGUUAGAUUUAAUCAUAGUUCGGAGAUUUUGGCAUUUGCUUCUAGUCGCUGUCCAAAUGCCUUGAAACUGGCACAUUUUCCCAGCGGCACCGUUUAUGCAAACUUUCCUGGUUUCAUGCCGAAUCUUGGUAAUGUAAACUGCAUGGAAUUUUCGCCGCACUCAGCCUACUUGGCAUUGGGCAAUAACAAAGAAUGUCCACUGUUUAGACUUAAGCAUUUUAAAAAUUAUUAAUAAAAGAUAUUGAAUAUAUAAAUGAUGUGUAUAUUGAAAAAUAUAUAUUUUUUUAAGUAAAA